AAAACUUAUUCCCAUGUACGGGUUCAAAUUGGUGCAUAAUGUUUUGGUACAUGUACAGCAUCUAGCAUUAAUGUUAAAAUAACACUGGUGAUUCUGAGAGGUGCAUGAAGAAGUAGCAGAGACCUUGAGUUUGGUGAGUGAGAGCAUGGUUGAAGGUGCAGUUUCUCCAGGGAGCACAAACAUGUCCUUCACAUCCCUCUCAUGUGCAUUCCCUGAGAAACAAAACUCAGGGGACACGUUUCUCUCAACUCUGCUUCAAUGGUUGGGAUUUAUCUUCCUCUCACCAUGUCCUCAGAGAGCGAUAUUAUCCUUCGUUGAUGUCGUGCUCCUCUUGUUUCUCUUGGUGUUUGCUGUCACCAAGCUAUGGAAGAGGUUCACCUCCAAUGACGCUUCUCACACCCAACUACACAGACCACUCAUCAGAAAAAGCCCACCCAUUUUCUCAACAACUAUAAGGUUUAAGCUUACUUUAACUGCGGCGGUUGUUUUGACUGUACUAUACACUGUUGCUUGUGUUUUUGCCUUUAGAACCUCCUCCUCCGAGGUGCAAUGGAAGCAAGUUGAUGAGGUGUUUUGGUUGGUCCAGGCCAUAACACAUGCCGUGCUUGCAGUGUUAAUCAUUCACGAGAAAAGAUUUGAAGCAGUUACACACCCUCGAUCGGUUCGAGUUUAUUGGAUUGUCAAUUUCUUUGUCAUUUUAUUCUUUGCCGUUUCUGCUGUUAUUCGUUUGGUCUCCGUGGACGUGGAUGAAACUAAAGGCUUCAAGGUGGACGAUGGGGUCUCUUUUGUUUCACUCCCUCUGUCGUUGUUUCUGUUUUUUGUGGCGGUUAAGGGAGCCACCGGCGUUGUUUUGUCGGAGGAAACAAGACCACUUGUUGACGAGGAAACGAAGUUGUACGAGGGAAAAUCCGAGGUUACUGGUUAUGCUUCAGCUUCUGUGUUAUCCAAGGCAUUUUGGAUUUGGAUAAACCCCUUGUUGCGUAAAGGGUACAAGUCGGCGUUGAAGAUUGAUGAGAUUCCAACGCUUUCUCCUGAGCAUAGAGCUGAGAGGAUGUCAUCUGUUUUUGAAUCAAAAUGGCCUAAAUCAAACGAGAAUUCGAAGCAUCCGGUUAGAGUCACUUUGCUUCGGUGCUUUUGGAAGGAGUUAGCCUUCACUGCGUUCCUUGCAAUUAUUAGGAUGUGUGUCAUGUUUGUGGGACCAGUUCUCAUACAAAGUUUCGUUGAUUUCACUUCAGGGAAGAGAAGCUCUCCGUAUGAAGGAUACUACCUCGUCUUGAUUCUUCUCGUUGCUAAGUUCAUUGAAGUCAUGGCAACACAUCAUUUCAACUUCAAUGCUCAGAAGCUUGGGAUGCUUAUACGGUCCACUCUUAUCCCUUCUCUGUAUAGAAAGGGGUUAAAGCUAUCGUUCUCUGCUCGGCAGGAUCAUGGGGUUGGGACCAUUGUGAAUUACAUGGCUGUUGAUACUCAGCAACUCUCUGACAUGAUGCUUCAGUUACAUGCCAUAUGGAUGAUGCCGAUUCAAGUUGGUAUUGGCUUGGUUAUACUUUAUAAAUGCUUAGGUGCCUCAGUAAUCACGGCUUUUUUUGGUCUUGUUUGUGUUUUUGUGUAUUCCCUGAUUGGUAAUCGAAGGAACAACACAUUCCAAUUCAAUGUGAUGACGAACCGUGACUCAAGAAUGAAGGGUGUGAAUGAAAUGCUUAAUUAUAUGCGUGUGAUCAAGUUUCAGGCCUGGGAGGAUCAUUUUAACCAGAGAAUUUUGGAUUUCCGUACCACGGAGUAUGGGUGGCUCUCAAAGUUGAUGUUCUCAAUUAGUAGCACUAUUGUUGUGAUGUGGAGCACGCCGUUGAUGAUUUCAACUAUCACGUUUGGUACGGCUAUGUUGCUUGGAGUUAAACUUGAUGCAGCCACGGUCUUCACCGCUACAACUGUGUUCAAGCUGUUGCAGGAGCCUAUUAGGACAUUCCCACAGUCUAUGAUAUCUCUUUCCCAAGCAAUGAUAUCACUGGAGAGGUUAGAUAAGUUCAUGUUGAGCAGGGAAUUGUUGAAUGAUUCAGUUGAGAGAGUGGAAGGCUGUGGUGGACAAACAGCAGUGGAAAUCAUAGAUGGGACUUUUAGUUGGGAUGACGAUAGCUUGCUAAAGGACUUGAAAAAUAUUAACUUGGAGAUCAAAAAGGGGGAGCUCACAGCAAUCGUUGGGACUGUAGGGUCUGGAAAGUCAUCUCUUCUAGCAUCAAUUCUUGGAGAGAUGCGUAAGGUUUCUGGAAAGGUUCGGGUUAGUGGGAGUGUUGCCUAUGUUGCUCAAACAUCAUGGAUUCAGAAUGGGACCAUUGAAGAAAACAUUCUCUUUGGUUUACCGAUGAACAGGCAGUGGUACAAUGAAGUUAUCAAAGUUUGUUGUUUGGAGAGAGAUUUGGAACUGAUGGAUUAUGGGGACCAGACAGAAAUUGGAGAGCGUGGUAUCAACAUGAGUGGAGGCCAGAAGCAGCGUAUACAACUUGCCAGGGCCGUUUAUCAAGACUGUGAUAUAUAUCUUCUUGAUGAUGUCUUCAGUGCUGUUGAUGCUCAUACUGGCUCUGAAAUAUUUAAGGAAUGUGUGAGGGGAGCUCUAAAAGACAAGACCACUAUUCUUGUAACACACCAAGUAGAUUUCCUACAUAACGUGGAUCGCAUAUUAGUGAUGAGGGACGGUGUGAUAGUUCAAUCAGGGAAGUACAAUGAUAUAUUAGAUUCUGGAAUGGAUUUUAAAGCUCUGGUAGUUGCACACGAGACCUCCAUGGAACUGGUAGAGCAGGGUGGGGUCAUACCUGGUGAAAAUUUGAACGUACCAACGAAAUCUCCAGAAGCAGCUUCUGAACUCAAGGUAGCCAAUGGUGAAAGCAAUUCUCUUGAUCAACCUGAGUCUAGCAAGAAAAGUUCUAAACUCAUCAAAGAAGAGGGGAAAGAAACCGGCAAAGUGAGCUUAGAUAUCUACAAACUCUACCUCACUGAGGCUUUUGGGUGGUGGGGCGUUACACUAGUAUUAGUUCUUUCAAUGUUAUGGCAAGCAUCCUUGAUGGCGAGUGAUUAUUGGCUGGCAUAUGAAACCUCAGAAGAACGUGCUAAAAUAUUUAACCCUUCUUUGUUCAUGUCCAUCUAUGCAAUUAUUGCUGUUGUUUCAAUUAUUUUGGUAUCGGCAAGAACAUACUUGUUUACACUCUGGGGGCUAAAGACAGCACAAACUUUAUUCACACAAAUUCUUCGUAGCAUCUUGCAUGCACCCAUGUCUUUCUUUGACACUACGCCAUCCGGGAGAAUUCUAAGUAGGGCAUCCACUGAUCAGACCAAUGUUGAUGUCCUUCUCCCCUUGUUCACGGGAGUUGUUAUGGCUAUGUACAUUACAGUGCUCAGCAUCUUCAUCAUCACCUGUCAAAAUUCUUGGCCAACAGUGUUUUUGAUAAUUCCUCUUCUUUGGUUGAAUAUAUGGUACCGGGGUUACUAUCUUGCAUCAUCUCGGGAGUUAACUCGCAUGGAUUCAAUUACCAAAGCACCAGUUAUUCAUUACUUCUCUGAAAGCAUUGCAGGGGUCAUGACAAUCCGUGCAUUCAAAAAUCAAAAUAAAUUUUGUGAAGAAAAUCUCAAACGGGUGAAUGCUAAUUUGCGAAUGGAUUUCCACAACUACAGUUCUAACGAAUGGUUGGGAGUACGCUUAGAAUUGCUUGGAAGCUUUGUCUUUUGCAUUUCUGCCAUGUUCAUGAUCAUCUUACCCAGCAAUAUCAUAAAGCCUGAAAAUGUUGGCUUAACUCUCUCUUAUGGGAUGUCCUUAAACGCUGUCUUGUUCUGGUCUGUAUACAUGAGCUGUAUUAUCGAAAACAAAAUGGUGUCUGUUGAGAGGAUAAAGCAGUUCACAGAUAUUCCAUCGGAACCAGCGUGGAAUAUCAAGGAUCGUCUGCCUCCUUCAAAUUGGCCAGGUCAAGGCAAUGUAGAUAUCAAAGGCUUGCAGGUCAGGUAUCGUCCAAACACUCCCCUGGUUCUUAAAGGCAUUAGUUUAAGCAUUAGUGGAGGUGAAAAGGUUGGUGUUGUUGGUCGAACUGGAAGCGGAAAAUCAACUUUAGUUCAAGUAUUCUUUAGGCUGGUGGAACCUUCAGGAGGCAAAAUAAUCAUUGAUGGUAUUGACAUAUCCGUUUUGGGGCUGCAUGAUCUUAGAUCACGGUUUGGUAUCAUUCCUCAGGAACCCGUUCUUUUUGAAGGAACUGUCAGAAGCAACGUUGAUCCAAUUGGACAGUACACAGAUGAUGAAAUAUGGAAGAGCUUGGAACGCUGUCAACUAAAAGAGGUUGUUGCUGCCAAGCCUGAAAAACUUGACUCUUUAGUGGCUGAUAACGGAGAGAACUGGAGUGUGGGGCAGAGACAGUUGCUUUGUCUUGGGCGAGUUAUACUAAAGAGAAGCCGGCUCUUGUUCAUGGAUGAGGCAACUGCUUCUGUUGAUUCUCAAACGGAUGGCGUGAUUCAGAAUAUCAUUAGAGAGGACUUUGCAGCAUGUACCAUCAUCAGUAUUGCUCACAGAAUACCCACAGUUAUGGACUGUGACAAAGUUUUAGUUGUAGAUGCAGGGCGAGCGAAAGAGUUUGAUAAGCCUUCCAACUUGCUUCAGAGACAAUCUCUGUUUGGGGCAUUAGUUCAAGAGUAUGCCAAUCGCUCCAAUGGAAUAUAAGAAUUCUCUCUCUGCUAGUUUUGACAUGUCUGCCUCCGCCAUCCAUGUAUGAAUGACAAAAUAAUGUCUUCCUAAAGAAGCACAAACCAUUUGUUUGAUCAUAUAAAUAUCAUGUAAAGCAAAUGGUCUGCACUCAGAUCGACAGAAAAUUGACCAAUGGAGGUGCAGUCAGUAUUGCCAAUAAUGUCACUUAUUAUUCUUAUAAUAUUCCUUGGCCCUUGCUGAUUUUCUUAAUACUUUAUAAAAUGAUAGUAAGUUACAAGUAAGUUAUUGAUCUUA
Molecule: messenger RNA, 4969 nt
Organism: Cajanus cajan (pigeon pea)
Lineage: Eukaryota; Viridiplantae; Streptophyta; Magnoliopsida; Fabales; Fabaceae
Product: ABC transporter C family member 14
Biological process (GO): transmembrane transport
Cellular component (GO): membrane
Molecular function (GO): ATP binding; ATP hydrolysis activity; ABC-type transporter activity
Source: RefSeq, a predicted model, not a curated record